Molecule: messenger RNA, 9932 nt
Organism: Sturnus vulgaris (Common starling)
Lineage: Eukaryota; Metazoa; Chordata; Aves; Passeriformes; Sturnidae
Source: RefSeq, a predicted model, not a curated record
UAAAAAAAAAAAUAAAAAUCAACUCCUCCCCACUAAACAAACCCCUAUCUUUCUUUUUGUGAAGGUGGUUGUGGAUGUUGCAGAGUGAAACCAGUAGGCUGAAAUACCAUGUUGCUUGACCAGAUGGUCUCAGUCCCUCCUGAAAAUAUUCUUGUAACUCCUCAGGUUAACCACUCACCAGGUGUCCACAGGGACAGAUCUGUACAAGUGAAGAGUGACUGCCCCAUCGCCCUCAAACUAAUGAGAAAACGAGUAAUAAGGCACUCUUGCCCUUGUUGUUGCAAUUAGUUGUUUUGCAGAUGGAGCAGUAUAUUACAGCUUCGAGGAAAGCAAGCAUGGUUGAAUAUUGUGCCGUUUCUAAAGAAAUCUGUUUUCCUUUAUUUUAAACUUCUGUCUUACGUUUUUACAAACCACUGUUUUUGACAAGUCUCAAUAAAAUCUAGGCGGUUCCUCUUGGGGGAUAGGUAGUUGUCGAAAUAAGUAUUUGACUGUCUGUAGUAGAGUCAAGAGCAGAGUUACUCUCAAGUUCCUGAACUUGACUAUGAUGACCAAAUGGCAAGCCAGAAGGAUACAGUGAUUUACUAUAUGCAUUUGCAGAAUUGAAAUUAAUGGGUGCUUCUAAAUCAGUGAAACAUUGGCACAGGUUGCCCAGAGAGGUGGUGGAUGCACUAUCCCUGGAAACAUUCAAGGUCAGGUUGGACUGAACUCUGAGCAAUCGGAUCUAGUUGAAGAUUUCCCUGCUUCUUGCAGAGGAGUUGAACUAAAUGACCUUCAAAAGGCCCUUUUCAACUAAAAAACUGCUCUGUGAUUCUGUGAUGAAAAAAUUGUCAUUUGAUUGUGUUAGCUCAGUGUUCUGCUGUAGGUAGUGCUAUCUCUAUUCCAAACGGGUUUGCCAACUUGCAUUUUUCUCUUCAAUGUCUCCUGCUUAUUGCUGCAACAUUUAUUUAUGCAAAGAUACAUUGAACUGCUGACUGGUAAACCCUAUCUUUUGAAGUCAUGGACAAGUUAACUCUUCAGUUGUAUGAUAAUUUUUAUUGCUGCAUUAAAAUGCUGCAUUUAACUUGUCACUAAUUCAACUGAUAAACUCUUUCAAACAGUGAAUCCACACCUCUGGUUUCUAGAAUUACCAGCUAUUGAUUGUGGUUUGUAUAAAUAAGCUUUUAUAUGAAGAUAUAUAUCAAUACUAAUGGAAAAUAUGCUAAAACAUAUCCUAUGGAGAGCUUUUAACAUUCCAUGAUUUUUAUUGGUUUUCUUUUUCUGAAGUAUUGCUGCAUUUUCUACAGCCCUUGUAUUCUCUGACACUGUAGCCGUGGGAGCCUGCAGUCAUGCAGCUUUUGUUCUCUAGGAGUCCAAUAAGUGGCAGCUCUACAGUAGAAAAGGUGGUAUUAACUUUCCCGAACAGCCCUGCGUGUGAAGUCAUUUUGAAGUAUCUCACAACCAGUGGGAUUUUGCAGCUGAGCACUUGACAUCUUGCAAACUUGUGCAGUGGGAUGUAUUAAGUGAAGAAAAUUGCAACAGAAGCUCCCUCCGUGUUUGGGAUCUUUUAUGGCUUGCCCAUUUGCAGAAAGGCAAAGGCUGAUUGUUGUUAAAAUUGUGGGCUUGGAAAGCAGGUUUUAUCCCCUUCAAACAAAUUAUCACUGUUGUUUGGAGUGCCGUUUUGAUCCCUAGUGGUCAGAAUUCAACUUAAAUAAAUGAGUUUGACAUUAUAAUUACUAAAAAGAAUUUGUUUACAAGGUGAGUGUUAUUAGUAUGGUGUGUAUCACAACAAAUCCAUGUAUCUAAUGAGAAUAUGAUUAUUAGUCUGAGUAGUGCAAACCAAGUUACCUAGAGCUUCAAUCUAGACCUGGCCUGUGAUAAGCAUCUUGCAUAAUCUCAUCUAAGGGACUUCUGAAAAGCAGUAGAAUGAUAUGCUGUUCUAAUUGCUGGUGACUUGCCCAAGCAAUUUGAAGUUGCAGUGUGCACAUUGCAGUUGUGUGUUGUCAGGUUGGCUGAAAACUUGUCUAUCCUCAGCUGGAAUUAAUGAUUUAGCUGGGUAUUUUGUGCUUGAUGGCCAGUCAGCUAGCAUUUUAAUGGAUAUUUAUGUAGUUGAACUUUACUUUUUGUUAGACCAAUUCACAUGGUCAUAGCUGUUUCCCUUCCUUUAUCCAUAGAUUUACAGAGCUCUGGUGCUAACACUAUGUACCAGAGGAUAGAAGAGAUGGCAGCAUGGCUCUGGACAGGCUGAAGGGAAUGGGAAUAUGUGAGAUAAGUAGGUGACAGAAGUACCAAAGAGGUACCUUAACAUUGAUUUGGGGAUCAAAAUGCUGAGUAGAUACUACCAUUGCUGACUGAAACGUAUUUGUCAUUCUGUAAAGUAGUCUUUAGCUUGUGAAUCUGAGCUAAAUUGUAUGCCCAAGGUUAGUAUGAGCAGCAGUGGAGGUUACAUACAGUGAACAUGAAAUGAGUAAGGAGUCUUUGGCUCCUUUUAGAAAAAAAAAUUAAUAAUUUUGAAAGGCUAAACACCGUUUCUUUAAAAAAAACAUGAACAGAAGUGUUCUCCAAGAAGCUUAUACACUUUACACAGUGUUAGUGUGCCCACAUCUUUCUGUGCAUGGCUUUGAGCAACACAGAGUUGGGCUAUUUCGUACUGCUGUUGAAAGAUUGCUUUCAUCCUGAAGAUGAUUUUUGGCUAUUUUAUGGAAUAUAAACAUCUUGGAUGAAUUCCAAACUUUGUUACAUAACCUGUGAGUAUAUUUGUGUGUAACAUUAUGUGAGGGGUAGUGUAAUUUUUUAGUUUAAUGUGGUUUUUUUUUGUCUGUGCCGUUUCUUCCUUAAGUAGUUUCUAUUCCAAGCUGAGAGACAGAGUGUUAGGAAAAGAAAUUUCUGAGAAUAUGACAAGGACACAGUACAUGUGUUUCUUUUGAAAACAUAUUUUUCGUGCUGGCUUUACAUCAAUAGCACGAGGUGAUAAGCAACUGUUCAUGAAAAGCUGAAAUGUUUAUCUUCUUGGGGAUGUCAGUAUAUUUGAUUCCUCAACUGUAUGUACAAAAUAUCUUUUGCAUAAUCCUGUAAUACAGGUGCUUGUAUCAGUUCAUAGCUGAACGUAAUAAUUUUCUUUUCAAAUUCUUUGAAAAUUUUGGAAUAUAUCCAGUCAGUUGUAUUUGGCAUUUGCUUUUGUUCACUUUAAAAUACAGUGGAAAGGAGAUUCCAUGGAGGGCCAUAAUGCCCUAGACUGAAAGAAGGUCUUCUUAACUCUAGUCUUGGAGUCAAGGUAGCCUAAAAGGAGCUUAUGUUCCUAAAGAAUGGGACAAUAACAUUAAUUUCCAUGUGCUGCUUUAUGUUUUCAUUUUAAGGAGAUUGCAUGUUUGGUAUCACCAGCUUGAAGGCAAUAAAUCUCUCUCAUGCAUUGUUACAGAUCCAAUAUGGAAUUUCCAUAUGAAUAAAAAACAAAGCAUUUUACAUCUUUUUAGAAAAUAAAAAAUUAAAAAGCUUGAUUUUCAUACCUCAGUAUUUACUUUGAGACUUCAUGCUUUAAAUUAGCUUUUAUUGUUUUUUGAAGACUUUUAAAAAUAACAUUAUUAAAUAAUAGCAUCAGAUUUCAAAGCCAUGUCACUGUCAGACUUUCUACUGAGUUUUUUACUUGUUUAAUCAAAUAAAAUAAGAUUUUGGGAUGAUAGAGCAGAACUGGUUGAGCAUUACUAGUCUAGCAGAACUGUUGUAACAUGCUUCUUAAAUUUUGCAAAGAUAAAGUGACUAUCAAAGUAGUUAUAGAAGAAGGAUUAGUUUGUGACUUCUUUGUAAAUGCUUCUUAGUGAGUGGAGCCUGCCAGGUGAUAUGAAGAAGUCAGGGUUUGAAAUGCAGUCUGAAUAAUUAAGGUGAGAAUCAAGAGAAACUUUCCCAGUGGAAUUUCCCUGUGCUGUGGCAAGUGUUCAUCUGUAAUCCCAAGGCAGCCAAUGACUGGGAGCUGAGUGUAUCUGCAAGGUGGCUUUAUCCUCAUUUUAUGUUUUCUCUGGAUGCAUAAUCCCAUAUUGUGUGGAAGUUCUUUGGACCUUUGGUCUGAAUCAGGGUGGCGUGCCUCGAGCAGCUGCGGGUUCUUGGGAAUUUCAACAACAACUUACAAAUCUUUUGUCUUCUUAUUUCUGCAGCUUACAAAGGUGACCAGUAAAGUUCUCUGUGAGCAGCCAAAAAGCAGACAGCUCAUGACUUCUGAUCAGGACACUAAAGUUGUGGCUGAACCGCAGGUGCAGCAAGUACAAGAAGUUAAGGACGGUUCUCAUCUAGAGUCAACCAAGGUUUCCGAGUUAAACCCCAAUGCAAAGGUGUGGGGAAAUCAUAUGUUACACUUGGAAGCAAGUGGUGCCACUGAUGGUAGUGUGAGCAAAACGUGGGAAGAAAUACCUGACCAGCCUCCAGAUUCUUGUAAAGAAGGACUGGAUGCCAAUGGCGAUGGUGACAAAAAGCAUCAGAAUGCGGUGCUGACAGAGCUGCCGGAGCCGUCCCCAGCUGUUCCCGGCUCAGAGCACACGGAUAUGAACCCUUUGACUCUCGAUCAUUCCGAGUAUGAGUCUAUGCAUGAAACCACCCAGACAGGUGGAAACGAACAGUUGCAGCCAGAAGGUCAGGAAGAUUUACGAGAAUUACUGAAAAAGACACUGGAAUUCUGUUUAUCUAGAGAAAAUCUUGCCAGUGACAUGUACCUUAUAUCACAGAUGGACAGUGAUCAGUAUGUGCCAAUAAUGACAGUAGCAAACCUUGAUCAUGUCAAGAAACUCAGUACUGAUAUGGAUUUGAUUGUUGAAGUGCUGAGAUCGUUGCCUUUAGUUCAGGUGGAUGAAAAGGGGGAAAAAGUUCGGCCAAAUCAGAAUCGCUGUAUUGUGAUUUUACGUGAAGUACCUGAAUCUACUCCCAUUGAAGAGGUUGAAGCACUUUUCAAAGGAGACAAUUUGCCUAAGUUCAUCAACUGUGAGUUUGCCUAUAAUGACAAUUGGUUCAUCACAUUUGAAUCGGAAGCUGAUGCACAGCAGGCUUACAGAUACCUUAGAGAGGAAGUGAAGACUUUCCAAGGAAAACCAAUUAAGGCAAGGAUAAAAGCAAAGGCAAUAGCUAUAAACACAUUUUUGCCAAAGAAUGGAUAUAGACCUCUGGAUAUGAACCUCUACACGCAGCAGCGCUACACAACAUCCUUUUACAUACCUCCAGUAUACAGCCCCCAGCAGCACUUCCCACUCUACAGCUUAAUUGGCCCACAGACCUGGUCAGCCACGCACAGCUACCUUGACCCUUCGUUGGUAACACCAUUUCCAAAUACUGGAUUUAUCAAUGGAUUCACAUCUCCAACCUUCAAGCCUGCUGCUUCUCCACUGACAACACUCAGACAAUAUCCUCCCAGGAACAGGAAUCCUAGCAAGUCACAUAUACGACAUACAAUACCCAGUGCAGAAAGGGGACCUGGGCUUCUAGACAGUCCUACAAUAUUCAACUUUUCUGCUGAUCGUUUAAUCAAUGGCGUCAGGAGUCCACAGACACGGCAGCCGGGACAAAGCAGGACACGGGUGCAGAGUGCCACCACCAGUUACACCAAGAGGGAAGUGGGAACUGGACGGAUGGAACAGAGCAGCGUUGACUCGUCCCCUGGGCUAGGGAGAGGAAGGAAAAACUCAUAUGGCUACCGAAAGAAAAGGGAGGACAAGUUUACAAGAGGCCAAACACAGUCUCCACCACCCCCAAAACCUCCAUCUCCCAGCUUUGAAUUGGGAUUAUCUAGCUUUCCUCCAUUACCUGGGGCUGCUGGCAAUUUAAAGACUGAAGACCUGUUUGAAAACAGACUGUCCAGCGUGGUAAUAGGAACGUCAAAAGAAAGAAACAUUAAUGUGGAUGCAAGUACAAACACUAUUCCAUCAGGAAUUCCUCGAGAGCCGUUACCAGUUUCUUCUACAUUGCCCAGGACCUUUGAAAGGUCUCCUUCGCCACCCCAGCCUACUGAGGACUCCAAAGUUGUGGAAAAACAGCAGAGAGAGACACAGAGUACAGAAAGACUUUCUUCUUCCACAAUGAGUACUGCAUGUAAAUCGGUACAAGUCAAUGGGGCUGCCAUAGAACUGCGAAAACCUAGUUAUGCGGAAAUUUGCCAGAGAACAACUAAGGAUCCUCCUACAUUGCAACCCCAGAAAGAACAGAAGCCAAACACUGUAGCAUGUGGGAAAGAAGAAAGAAAGCCCACAGAAACAAUAGAGAAAAACAGAGAACCUCCUCCUGCAAAGUCACAUCCUGGACAACCCAAAGACCAGAGGAGACAGUCAGGACGCAGAUCAUCCCCUCCAGCCGUUGGCAAACGCUUAAAUAAAGAACAGAGUACCCCUCCAAAAUCUCCUCAGUGAAAAUAACACCUGGGAGGGAUUUGAGAAGAGGUCUGUUUCCCACAAAUUAAACCCAUGUUCCCACUAAGAUACCUGAGAAUGAGUUGCUGGUUAGGAGCUUGCAGUGAUACAAGGCAUGUAACAAUGCCUGCAAGUUAUUUUUCUGUGAAAUACUUUUUCCCCUCUUGAACAAACAUUCUAUUUUUCUGGGUAUUUCUGGAUAGUUGUUCUAAACCUUACAUUUAGAUUGGUGCUUAAUUGGAGGUGAAGCUUAGUGUGAUUUUUUUUUUUUUUUUUUUUCCAAGGUGUAAAAUAUUUGUCUUUAAAAAAACCAACUUUUUAUUAAGCCUCUCUGUGGCUGUGUGAGUGCAAGCUCUGUAUAGUGAGUUUUUUCUAAACUGUUAAGCAGAAACAUGCUGCUGCAAUAUUUUUAAUAAACUGGUCCGCAAGUACAUAUCUAAAGUGUCCAAAAGACUGAUAACGGCAGCUAGUGUGUAGAGUGCAAGAAAGUAGAUAUAUUUUACAAAUUAGUAUGUGACCUUGAAGAUUUUUUUUUUAUUGGGCUACUGUACUAAGUGUCAGCAAAUGAACUUGCACUUUUAGGUUAAAUGAGUAGCUGUUUCUAGCAUUUUUAAAAACUUAAUUUUUUUUUGAUGUUUUGCACACUGAAAAUUAAUUCUACAGGGCACCAUAGCAGUCUUUCUGAAAUAUUUCCUUUUUUGACUUACUGCAAGCAAGUAACCAUCUUCUCACUCCAGAAUAAAACUGAUGUUAUAAUUUGCAAAUACAAAGCACAUUGUGAAUAGAAAGAAUCAAGUCUGUGAGCUUCUAUGGUGGUGAAGCCUGUUAGUGGAUGUUAUCAGGAGAAAGCAGAGUAGCCUUCUUGUGAUAAACUUAGCUUCCCUGUGCUUGUAAGGGAGUUAACUGAGUCAGCGCUGUAUAUUCUGGUUACCCCUGUGCUCUGUGUAGACUUUUUUUUAAAACUCUGCCCCAAGUGCUCUUUGAAAGAGUUCAUAUCUUAGUCAGCCUUGUGUUGACAUCUUCCUGUAACUACAAGCAUUGGCAUACAGAUUUAAAUUUUUCAAGACGUGAGAUAAUGGUGUUUGUUUUGUGUGGUGGAGGAAGAGAUCCCUGAUAUUUACCUCUGGGAUGAGGUUUCUCACACUUAUUUACUUUAGAAGUGAUGCGCUUUCUGAAGGACAAGGAUGCACUAAAUUAGCAAGUUUCUAAUAAAGUUGAAUAUAAAUUAUUUUUGUUUUAAAAUGCCUAAAGCUUUUCUUUAAGUGUUGAAACUGCAGGAAGUUCAGACAAAACUCAUUCCUGCUGACUAUGACAGUACAGUUUAUUCCACAAAAAUGUUUAUUUAAACAACUGAUUUUUUUAAAGAAUUAUUUCCAUCCAAUAUUUAAAGACUUGAAUUUUAUUUAAACUUGAAAAUGACUUUGCCUUAACUUUUGUACAAGACAGUUUAGAGUUAAUGAGGUCUGACCCCGUGGAGGGUUAGCAUGAAUGGCAUACAGAAUUACUCAGUUACAGUAUGUAUCUAUUGUCACUGGUCUUACUGGGUAAACAUACUGUAGUACAGGAACUAGCAGCAGUUUUUGUAAUAUACCUUAAAGAUCUUAAACAGUUGAUCUUUUUCAGAUUGUUGAAAAACCUGUAAAUGCAAAUAGUCAAUACUGUAUUAAAUAUGUGCACUUGGAAGUGUGUGCUUUGCUUGUACAGUUGUAAAUAAUCAGAACAUAUAAAAAGGUACCCUAAAGAAAAAAAUCUGAUAAAAAUUAUUGAUAUUAUAAAUGUUGCUGUUGAGCUGGAUGUAGAUAAACUAAAUGUUGUGGUUUGAAUAUUACUUUAAUUUGUUGUUUUUUCUUUUUCUUAUUUUAUUCUGGUGUGUUGAACUGACUCUGCCUCUUCACUGCAAAAGGGAAAUGGAACGAAAGUCUUAUUUGAAAGCCCUCAAAUGUUUUCCUGAAGUCCCUUUAAAACCAAACAGUUUAACCAAUUCAAAAGUGUUCUGCAAUGUAAAUAAUGAAUGUCAGCAGUCAAACUGUAAUUUUUAAGUCAUUAAUAAAAAUCAAGUCUAAUUGGGGAAAAACUUGACUGCUGCAAAAAUAUACACUGAAGCUUACUUGUCUGCUUUCAAGAGUAUCAAUGCAUGGUUCAUAGAACUGUAAAGUAACUGUAGAAAUUGACUCCUGAUAAAUUUCCUAUUACAAGCAUCAAUUGGUAACUAGUUGGCAUUGUAAAUCCAGCCUGUUGUAUGCUGCAGAAUUGGUCAAAAUAGGGCAUGUGGAGUCUGUUGACUUUUUUCUUGUUUAAAAAGCGCACUUUGUGAAUGCUGUGGGAGGAGAUAGGACCCCGACACCAUCACCAAAACUGCUCAACUACUUCUGUCAUUGGAUUUUUGUAUCCCCUUCUCCUUUCCCCAGCAGCAGUGAAAGCGGUAGCUAGAUUUGUGUAUGGUUUAGGCCAGCUGUAUGAUUCAUUUUGUUUGUCUGCUGCAAGUGAAAGGCUUUACCAGCUGCAAACAGUGGCAAGUGGUCCCUUCCAGCGGCUGCGAGCGGCUCGUCCUGGUGCUCAGCCGGUACCCGAGGUGAUCUGUUGAGACCAGUGGGAUGUGUUGUGCUGUUCUAAUGUAUUCUGCUGCCAUUUGUGAUAGGUCAAUACACUGUAAUUACUGCUUACCCAGCAACAGUCUGUUGCAUCUAAAGUUUAAACCUUCCUCUGAUGUGGUUUUAUAGCUUUUUUUUUUAAUUUUAAAAAGUGACACGCCAAAUCGCUGUGUAAUAUACAAUACAACUUCUCCUUACUGUAUUUUGCUUUGAGAUUUCUUCCCCCCCCACUCAGUGACAAAAUGGAGUUUUCGGAGUAGAGUUGUGAAGUUGCAUGCAGACUGUUGCUACGAUACAGAGAGGAAUUAAAACAUGGCUUUUAAAAUGAAAAACCUCCCAAAAGCAGUAGCUGAGCUCAAGGUUCAGGGAUACAGUAAUUAAAAUUGGCAUUUUACCCUGUUAGAACUGUGUAGUGAUGCUUUUCAUUUUGAAAACAAGUCAAAAUGGGGUCUGAGAUUGUUCCAGGAAUUUAACAAAAAAAGGUUGCUUUCAAAACUGAAUGUAAUUUCAGAUCAGUCCCCCCCUCCGCCCUUGACACUGUCACUUAGAAAUGUGCGAGCAGUGGCAAAUUUUUGAUGUUGCUGCAUUAUCCUUUAAAACCUUGAGCUGUUGGCAUGGAAAGGCCCUUGUUGGAGAGUGGUGCAGUGUAUCAGGAGCAACAGCUGACUGUAAUGGUGCACACCUAUCUCUGUAUCUCCUUCAGCUACAGGUAGGGGUUUUGUGCUUCGUAACCUAUUACACUAAUAGCAGCAGACAAUCCGAGAUUUCUAAGGAGACCUAACAGCUGCCAAUUCACGAAGUAGAAGUGUAAUAUGGGAGCCUUUUUGAGGGUUUUUGUUUUUGUUCUUCUUCCAUUAAGACUGGAAUCAAGCUUACAUGUAAACUAUCAGUAAUUUAAGUUUCCUUUUGUGUCAUAAAAUGUAAAACUGUCUAAUUUGAAAAAAAUAUGUAGGUUAUGAAAAAUAAAGAUUUAGGCACUGUUGAA